Messenger RNA from Austrofundulus limnaeus, 348 nucleotides. RefSeq lists its product as uncharacterized. The record is from RefSeq and is a predicted model, not a curated record. Lineage: Eukaryota; Metazoa; Chordata; Actinopteri; Cyprinodontiformes; Rivulidae.
GAGAAUCAAACCAGACAAGUCAUCAUCCAGUUCACCCAAAGAAUGCACCGUGAUGAACUGUGGAGAAUAACCAAGGAUUCGGCACUUUGUAAGGAGCUGCGCAUCGCCUUCAUAGAAGAUCUUUGCAAGGCUGACAGGGAUUCACGCGCAGCAGUGUGGCCAAAGAUACAGCAAGCAAGAGCAGAGGGAAAGCGAGCUUAUUACAGAGGUGGGGUCGGAUACAUAAAUGGACAAAAGAUUGCCUAACUGAGUUAUAGUGACGUUCUAUCUCUAGUGUGAAAGUUCAAGUCACAGUAGUUAACCAUGUUGGUUAUGUUGGAAAGUUAAAGUUCUAAUUUUUGACACAAA